AUGGACAAGAAAAAUACUUCUAAAAGACGUACCCCAAACUCUAAAAAGGCAGUGAAAAAGGUUGAUUCGAAGCAAAACUUAAGUCUGUCAGAAUUAAAGGGUCUUUAUAAGUCUUUGAAUAGGAAUAGCGUUAAGUUAGAUAGAGAAAUAGCUCAGUUAAAGUCAGAAGGUGUCACUGAUAAUUUAAAACCUGAAAUGCAAGCAUUGCAUGACUACAAUGAUAUUAAAGAUGUCACACAAGUAGUUUUAGGAUAUUUAGCUGAUAUAGAAAAUUGUACUAUUACUGAUCUCUAUACGAAGUACUCACUUCCUGCUCAAAGUAAUUGA
This is a messenger RNA of Sitophilus oryzae (rice weevil), 327 nucleotides long. Its product is annotated as DNA repair protein SWI5 homolog. Bases 1 to 327 code for a protein of 108 amino acids. Gene Ontology annotation, cellular component: Swi5-Sfr1 complex; Swi5-Swi2 complex. The transcript has 2 exons. The record is from RefSeq and is a predicted model, not a curated record. Lineage: Eukaryota; Metazoa; Arthropoda; Insecta; Coleoptera; Curculionidae. Gene Ontology annotation, biological process: double-strand break repair via homologous recombination.